AAUUGGAAUUUCGAAAGGAAAAUUCACAAUACACCAAAACGCAAAACGCAAAACCUCCCAAUACGAAGGAAAUCAAAACGACGUUUCCUGCAAACCCUAACCCUUUCCCUUCGUCCUUCCUUGCGCCAUUUCUGCGAACCCCUCCCCAAAUCGAAGAUAUCAGAUCGAAGGCAUCCUCUAUUCCUCCCAAAACUGCGACAAGUUGCAACAGCAGCGUUCAUCUCCUUCACAUGGUAUCUCUGCGAAAUGAAGGGUUCAAAAUCGCGACAGCUUUCUGAUCCCGAGUUUCAAGCCAAUGUAUAUCGUAUUAUCUGAGAAUCCCUUCGCCUGAAAUCAUAGGCCUAAAAGGAUACAAGAUUUUAACUACAAACUCAGAGAGCAGCUCUGGUUGGGUGCAGAGGAGAGAACUAAGCGGUAAAGGAGGCGUUUUUAGGGUUUCAGCUUUGGCGUAAUAGCAGUAGAAGGCACUGGAUUCUUGUUGGCACCUGUAAAGCAAAUUUCUUGGAGAUAUAACGUAGAGAUGCGGAGUUAUAGCAGAGGAGAGCUUCAUCAAAAUGAUGAAGAUUUAGAUGUGUAUGAAGAGGAUGGGGAAGGUGAGGAGGCCGAGGCAUGGGAAGAGGAUUAUUACAGAGAAGAAGAUGAAGAAGAAGAAGAAAAAGAGAAAGAAGAUCGAAAGCCAACAAAGGAGGAACUUGAUUACCUUCAGUUGAGGCAGCGGAUAAAGGAAUCUGUUAGGAAGAAAAUGAAGAAGGAAUAUGCUACUGUUUCUAAAGGGUCUCUGGAGAAUAAAAAAAGACUUCCAUAUGACAAUUAUGGCUCCUUUUUUGGCCCUUCACAGCCUGUUAUUGCUCAAAGAGUAAUCCAAGAAAGCAAGUCGCUGAUAGAAACCCAACAUUUGGCUUCCAGGAUCACGAAUCCUCUUGGGAACAAAAAAGCUCCUGCUUCAAUCACUGAAGGGAAAAAACCUGCUUUACACACCCAAGCACAUCGAGUCGUUAAUGAGUUAAAAGUUAAAGCACAGAAGCUCAAGGACGCCCGUGAUUAUUCCUUCCUAUUGUCUGAUGACGCAGAGCUUCCUGCCCCUCCGAAAGAGCCUGCACCUCGAAAUGUUUCUGUCCCAAGCUCUGAUGCACGAUCAGCCCAUGUCUCAUUGAAAAGCAACAAGCAGUCAAUGGACAAGCAUGGAAGCAGGCCAGUUUCUAAUGGUCAUGAAGAAAGAAAACCAAUAUCAAUUAAUCGCCAGAUACAGUCUCAAGCAGGGCCUUACAAGGCUGCUCCUUGUAGACCCAAUUUGACCUCUGCAGAUCCUAGAAAGCAGCUUGGUAGUAAUGCUGGAAAUGGUCCUGGUAGGCCUGUAGGGCCUAAAGGCUUUCCCUCUAAAAUGUCAGCUCCUACCAUGGAAAAGAAGGCACCUACAGUAGGUGCAAAAAAUAAUGUGGCUGCUGUUAAAAAACCAGCCUUGUCGAAGGUAAAUCCGGUGGCUCAGAAGAAACAUUUGGAGCAGAAAAGGGAAAUUCGAGAACCUCACAAAGCAAGGGUUAUGGCAAAACAGGCAGUGCCUUCCAAACCUCAGGUGAAGGAUCCUAAGCAAGGUCCAAUGCGAGUCGCUAAGCAAGAGCACCAAUCCAGGAAGCAGCCUGCAAGGAGGCCCUUUGAUGAGGACGAAGAUGAGCUGGAUUACACUAGCAUUAUCAGAGGCAUGUUUAGGUACAAUCCUGAUAAAUUCGCUGGGCGGGAUGAUGAGGACAGCGAUAUGGAAGCUAAUUUUGAGGAUAUCCUAGCGGAGGAGAGGAAAAGUGCAAGAAUUGCAAGAGAAGAAGAUGAAAGAGAACUUCGCCUGAUAGAAGAAGAGGAAAGGCGUGAGAGGAUGAAAAAGAAGAUGCAGCAGAGAAAGCAGCAGCUAAGCAGGCAGUGACCAUGUGAAUAUGGUCUAUGUUCAGGGUUUUUCUCUUGUUCAAUAAUUUAGUUUACACCCCAACAAUGCCCCCCACCCCAAUUGUAUUCGUGAUGAUUCUCACGAAUUUGAUUAUUUUGGUGGGUUUAAUUACCCUUCUUUAAUAUUGCGAUGUCAGGAAGCGCACAUCAUUGCCAAAGGGGCUUCUCUGUUAAAAUUGUCCUGUUUGGUGGUGUAAUCCACCCCGUUUGUUGUAAAUCCUGCUCCCUUCUCUAGCAGGAACUUCACUGAUCUGUUUCUGUAAUUUUUUUGGGCCAAAAAGUUCUGUUGACCCUCAGGAAAAAAGAAAUGUCGGGAAGGUGCCGCUGCCUUUUUUUUU
Macadamia integrifolia is the source of this 2273-nucleotide messenger RNA. RefSeq names its product nucleolar and coiled-body phosphoprotein 1-like. The record is from RefSeq and is a predicted model, not a curated record. Gene Ontology annotation, cellular component: nucleolus. The transcript has 11 exons. Gene Ontology annotation, molecular function: DNA binding; histone binding. The coding region runs from base 521 to 1915 and encodes 464 amino acids. NCBI's taxonomy places the organism in Eukaryota, Viridiplantae, Streptophyta, Magnoliopsida, Proteales, Proteaceae. Gene Ontology annotation, biological process: regulation of DNA-templated transcription; nucleosome assembly.